This is a messenger RNA of Parathielavia appendiculata, 790 nucleotides long. RefSeq lists its product as uncharacterized. The coding region runs from base 484 to 780 and encodes 98 amino acids. Lineage: Eukaryota; Fungi; Ascomycota; Sordariomycetes; Sordariales; Chaetomiaceae. The transcript has a single exon. The record is from RefSeq and is a predicted model, not a curated record.
CAGCCGCACCUAAGCAAAAAUCAACCUCAGUCUUCAGGUAGCCAAAAGCGGCCUCUUCCACAAUAACCUUGCCCUGUUCAUCCCCUGAGUUCUGGAUCGCCUCCCAAGCUUCAACUCCGGUGUGGUUUAUGAAGCUUGCAAAAGGGAGCGAUUAGUUAAGUUAUGGAACUCGAGUCGCCUUCGGCGUAACCCUCGACAAGCGAGUUCAAGCACCAACCCUUGAAGGAUUCCAAAUCGUCAGUACGACUCCUCAAACUCAAAACACCCGUCGUGGGCGCAGCCGGCAAACCUGAUCCCGUCAGGUUCCAGCUCAUCGAGGCCACGCUCAAAAACGCGCCUCGAUAUUGGGCUUUAUCCUACGCCUGGAAUGACGAGUUGCCAACCAAGCUGGUCUACUGCAACAACCAAAAGCUCCUCAUCACGCCCAACUGCGCCGCCCCCCUACGCCAGCUCACCUCAGAGAGAAUUCAUCAGGUCCGCCUCAUGUCCGACAUCUACUCGUCGGCCGCCCAUGUCAUCGUCUGGCGGUUCUACACGCUCUUCCCUCCUUACAUCUUUGACGACUGCGAUGCCUUAGGCGCCGUGCUCAAGGCCUCGUGGAACACUCGGGUGUGGGCGCUGCAAGAGGUUGUGCUCGCUAGGCGGGCAACGGUCCGGGCAGGGCCUGGAGCUGUCCGGUGGUCAAAACUCGAGCGGCUCGCCAACGUCAACACGGCUAAGAACGCCGUGUCCGGGUUUACGCGAUACCCGGGGGACGCGUUUGCUCGGUGCGGGCGGUGACGGCACUGCG